This is a messenger RNA of Aethina tumida (small hive beetle), 1231 nucleotides long. RefSeq lists its product as uncharacterized. The coding region runs from base 128 to 619 and encodes 163 amino acids. The transcript has 2 exons. The record is from RefSeq and is a predicted model, not a curated record. Lineage: Eukaryota; Metazoa; Arthropoda; Insecta; Coleoptera; Nitidulidae.
UUCAAGCGUGUCUAUUUGUGUCUCCUUCUCAUACUUGUUUUGAUAUUUUGACAUAUCCAGUGAACUGAACUUUCAAUUUAUCCAUGUAAACAUUUGAACAAUUAUAACAACAAUUAACGAAAUAAAAAUGCAAUGUGAUGAUUUAGAUGUAGAGAUACAAAGGCCAGUCUUGAAUGAGCUGGACACAGGGCUGAAUGAACUGGGCAUGCUGGCAACUAGGACCAAAUCUAGGGAGGAGUACCUACAAGAAAUUCACAAUAAGAGGUUCCUGAGUAUGCUCAGUCUCAAAACCAGAUAUGUGAGCAACAUGUCCUUUGGCUUCAAGGUCAGACCAGCUACCCCACAUGUCCGCUACAAACCUUAUAGUGCACUCAAGCAGAGGCACCGUACCAAGUCUGAAAAUGGUGAUUCUGGUCCAACCGAGGCUGCCAGCUUUAUCAAGAGUGUGAUUGAUGAUUGUAUUGAUAGUGCUGAAGAGAUGAAUCAGUUGAAGAAAGCGAAGUCUCUUGAGAGUAUUAUUAGUGAGGGUCAGAGUCAAAUCGAUCUGGGGAGUAUCAAGGUUGGAAAUGAUGUAGAGACUGUCUCAACUUGUAUCAAGAAUUUGAGGGUUGAUGAAUGAGGUUUUUUUUGUUAUGUAAAUGGUUAUGUGAUAUUUUUAUUUAUUUUUCAGUUGAUUAACAAGCACUUUGUACAAGGAAACUUUCUGUAUAGGUUCAAACUGUUGUACAAAUAUGUUUGUAAUUUUGUUUUUUGGCAUAUUUAUUGAGAUUGGGUGUUGAUCACAAGACCAAAGUUCAUGUUUUAAUUUUCGGAAUAUAUUUUUUUGUUUGUUUGACUUUGGCCAUAAAAUAUACAGAAGAUUUUAAGUAUUAAAUUUAUCAGUAUUAGUUUAUGCUGAUACUCAUAGUACAAUUGAAUUGACAAUUUAUUUCUUGACUUUUUCUAUGUUCAAUAUAAUGUGUCAUCUUGAAUUAUAUACAUUUCAGACUGAAUUUUCGAAAAAGAUAUAUGAAGUAAUGUUAAAUGAAUCCAAAAUUGAUUAAUGUAUAUGUAUUUUAUACAGAAAUUGUAUUGUAUUAGUGUUUUCUCCAAUACUAAAUGUGUUAUUUCUGUUGAAUGUUAUUUAUAAAAAUGGAAAGAACGUUCUAAAAUUUCUGAAGAAUUAUUAUAGAGCACUGAAUCCAGUAUAAAUUUUUUGUAGAAGUUUUUAAUAAAUGAAUUUUGAAGACUA